Coccomyxa subellipsoidea C-169 is the source of this 1033-nucleotide messenger RNA. RefSeq names its product gamma-carbonic anhydrase. The transcript has 7 exons. Bases 122 to 913 code for a protein of 263 amino acids. NCBI's taxonomy places the organism in Eukaryota, Viridiplantae, Chlorophyta, Trebouxiophyceae, Coccomyxaceae. The record is from RefSeq and is a predicted model, not a curated record.
AGAGCAUCCGAUCAAUCUGGGGACUUGUAUUCUUGCACCGACAGGAAAGGUAUCGAAGUUCGUGAGGAAAGUAUGAGAUUAAGAAUUUGAGGAGCAGGAGCAGGCUUAUGACCUAGGGAGGAUGUCUGCUCAGAAGAUCUUUAAACUCUUUGGCAGUGUUGCUCGGCAGACAGGACAGACGCUAGAUUCCAUUGGGCUGAAGAUACAGGGACAGUACGGUUAUAAGGAGGGAGUGCCAACGCACCAGACGUUGCAAGGGUACCUGGGAAAACGGCCUACUCUGGGAACAGGCGCCUUUGUUGCUCCAAACGCGUCUGUUAUUGGAGACGUGAAGUUGGGCAACAACUCCUCUGUAUGGUAUGGAGCUGUGCUCAGAGGUGACGUCAACCACAUUGUUGUGGGGAACAACACCAACAUACAGGACGGAGUGACGGUGCAUGUAGCCAGGCACAAUCCUCAGGGGAAAGUGGCACCCACCACCAUUGGAAACAACGUCACAGUAGGGCAUGGAGCUAUAAUCCACGCAGCCACUGUGGAGGACAAUGUGUUGGUGGGCAUGGGUGCCACCAUUCUGGAUGGCGUCACGGUGCAGAAAGGGUCUGUGGUGGCAGCUGGCGCAGUGGUCACGCCAGGGAAGACAGUGCCGUCAGGCGAGGUGUGGGCGGGGAACCCAGCCAAGAUGCUGCGCAAGCUGGAGGAGGAGGAGGCUGGCUUCAUAGCGCAGGCCGCCAAUGACUACGCCGCACUGGCCGCUGUGCACGCUGCCGAGAAUGGCAAAGGCAUGGAGGAAAUCCUGUUGGACAAUGCGAGGAGGGAAGACAGGGCGCGCAGGUCUCUGGACUAUGACUCGCACAUGGGCGUGGAACGAGACCCCAUCAGCAGAGAGAUCAUCAGUACAGCCAGCCACACAUAAUUCGCCUGUGCUCGGUUUGAGAGUUUGAAAGAGAAGCCUUCUGUGUUAGAAAGUGCCAAACUUGGGGUUGUGACUGUCUAGAAGAGGCCUGCCUAGGUCGGAUGUAAAGAUAGUUGCUUC